Molecule: messenger RNA, 726 nt
Organism: Paraglomus occultum
Lineage: Eukaryota; Fungi; Glomeromycota; Glomeromycetes; Paraglomerales; Paraglomeraceae
Source: the annotation of a GenBank genome assembly
AUGCCACCGAAGCGAAAAAGAGCUAAUAGUAUCCAAGACAUGGGUGUAAAGAACUCAACUACUGCUGGAACUAACCCCCCUGCGCGUCGAACAAAGGGUCGAGGUCAAGACGUGGAUGGCACUAUGAACGGGCGGAGUAGUGCUGAGACUGUUAUUAAUAAUAUGAAACGAGUGCGUAAACCGAAGAUGGAAGAAUCGUCUGGAUUCUCUUUAGAACGAUGUAUUCAGUGGUUUGAAGUUUAUAGAGAUUCCGAAGACACAGAGGACAGAAUUGGUCCCAGUGGUGUGGAAAAAUGGCUCACGGAUCUUGGAACUAGUACCGAUAGUGUACAUCUUAUACUGAUCUCAUGGAAAUUGAAUGUAUCUAAAUUCGGAUAUAUAACACGAGGGGAGUGGACGUCGGCAUUCGGGGUUUGGGGUAUUGAUUCCAAUGACAAGCUAAUAUCAAAAUUUCCUGAACUCGAAGCGGCAUUGAGGAAUCCGGAUCAAUUGAAGGACAUUUACAGAAACACAUUCAACUACUCAAAAGAAGACAAUCAAAGAAGUGUUAGUGUGGAGGGGAAGAAACCAGUAAAAGUAAUCACUAAAGACCAAUGGAUUAGUCUAUGGGCAUUUGUGAACAAUAUCUACGAAGAUUGCAGUAAUUACGAUCCAACUUCUGCUUGGCCAGUUUUAUUCGAUGAAUACGUGGAAUGGCGAAAUGAACAAUCAGGAUCAAACGGAUAA